UCAUUUAGCGUCCUUGGUGUGUCGCUCCAUGUGAUGCUAACAUGACCGCUGUUGUUGUCCGCCGGCUAGCUGCACUCUCCGGGGCUUCGGCGGUGGCACUCGGAGCCUACGGGGCUCAUGGCUUUAAAACCAGCGACCCAGAUGAUUACCAAAGAGUGCUAUUUGAAACAGCCAACAAGUAUCACUUCUACCACAGCUUGGCGCUGCUGGGUGCUGCCCACUCCAGUAAACCUGCUGUGGCUGGCACCCUCCUGAUCGCCGGCAUGGGGAUGUUCUGCGGCUCACUCUACCACCAGGCCAUAACUGGGGACCCGGGCCUUCGCAAGGUGGCCCCUGUGGGGGGCAUGGCAAUGAUUGCAGGCUGGCUGGCGCUCAUCCUCUGAGGCCCAUGCGUGUUUGCCAGAGAUAACAGAAGAACAGGAUAAUGACGUUUUUGCCAUUGCUGUUUGAGCUGAGCUCUGAGGACAAAGAAACAAGUUUGUUAGAAUAAAUGUAUACAUAUUAAGGCUGUCAAAUUCUAAUUUAUCAGUUUUCAAAUUAAUUAACCACCAUUUGCAACUAUGUGUGAAAUAUAUUUUGCUGUAUUUUAUGAACGAAGAUAUAUUACAGGAUACACAGUAUAUUAUAAAAUGCAACUUUAAUUUAUGUGGCUAUUAUCUUCUUGAUUAAUCAACUGGAUGUGCUCGUCGCAUCUUCAAAUGGAAAGAUGUUUAGGCGUCAGGUCUUUUUCCCCAAACAACAUCUCUUCAUUAUCAAGACAUGUCUUGCACUCAGUUAAUCAAUGGACUGAUUGACUGCUCAUCUUAAAUUAAAAAUGAAGCAUGUACUUGAUAUAAACACUCUCCAGAGUGGCCUUCAUUAAUCUUGAUGGACGUCAUCUUUUAAAAAAUUUCCAAGUGCUUGCAAGUUGGUAUGCUACAUUUCAAGCUACCUACCGUAAUUUACACAUUUUAGAAGGAGGAUGCUGUUUGUUCUCUUUGUGGUCAUUUCAACACUUAAGAUGUGUUUAACAGCACAGCAAUCCUUAAGUGAACAUUUAAUUAAUCAAGCACUUGAAAUUUAUGAGUACAUGUAGCAAGAAGUGAGAUAAAGUGAGUGUCCUGGUCCUAAAUUUAUGUAAAGUUUGCAGAAGAGUUUGAUAUUAUUGUCAUUAUUGACUAUGCUGAUCCGUGUGGUCAGAACCAGCUGCUCACGUGACGUGGCACGUGACACAAAUUAUACUAAAAUUAAAUAAUUAAUCCUCUGAUCUGACAACAAGGACCACUGUGUCUUUAGCGCCCCUAGUGGUAGGGACCAUUGCUCCGCGUCAUACAGCAGCUGGUCACAGCGCCCCUAGUGGUAGGGACCACUGUUUUGUGCAAGAGACCGUGGUCCCUUGGACCACUGCUGCAAUUCACUAGCCAGCCCCCCCCUUCACAGGUUUCUGUAGGAUAUUUUCUGCUACUUGCUGGCUCUUAAAUUAAUUUGUCUUUGUUCAACUGUCUUGCAUAAAUUGAAUCUUCAUCGCCAUGUUUUAUCCUAGGAAGGAGAUAUGCCCAAUAAACC
Messenger RNA from Doryrhamphus excisus (bluestripe pipefish), 1545 nucleotides. It is a transcript of the gene tmem256, whose product is annotated as transmembrane protein 256. Lineage: Eukaryota; Metazoa; Chordata; Actinopteri; Syngnathiformes; Syngnathidae. The record is from RefSeq and is a predicted model, not a curated record. Gene Ontology annotation, cellular component: membrane.